This is a messenger RNA of Acyrthosiphon pisum (pea aphid), 2146 nucleotides long. Its product is annotated as trehalase. Gene Ontology annotation, biological process: trehalose metabolic process. Bases 629 to 817 code for a protein of 62 amino acids. The transcript is spliced from 3 exons. Gene Ontology annotation, molecular function: alpha,alpha-trehalase activity. The record is from RefSeq and is a predicted model, not a curated record. Lineage: Eukaryota; Metazoa; Arthropoda; Insecta; Hemiptera; Aphididae.
AUUCAUCAGUGUCCGAAAACAGCACUGGCUGACAAGAAACAAAAUCGUAUACGUCGUAUGGAACUUUGAGUAAGGUCCGUUACUCCAGUACCACCAAAGUAUAUAAUUUGGUGGUACUGGGGUGACGGACCUCUUUGAGUACUGAUGGUGAUCAAAAUGUUUCAAUCUCAUCUCCACCUAGUAUUACAGGAAACAUCACAAACGUAAAAACGAGGUCAGAAUACCGGUGGAUCUCAACGCUUUGAUGAAUUGGGGAAGCAAAGAUGCUGAGUGGUUUCUACCAAGACAUGAAUGACUCUGUAAAGGCGUACAAGUGUGAAAAUAUUUUAAACCAGUGGAGAGACGCAAGAACGGCAGUGAUGUGGCACGAUGAGGUCGGCUCGUGGCUAGACUUUUAUGUGAUAAACAACAUAAAUAAGGAUUAAUUUUACCCAACUAAUAUAUCACCACUCUGGACCGGAUGUUUCGACCAAAACAAUACAAAUUACUUUGUGUCCAGGGUACUCAAGUUUUUGAAUAAAACAUAAAUAAUGGACAAUGAGGCUGGAGUACCAACAACCCUGAUGGAAUCUGAGGAACAGUGGAAUCAACCCAACGCGUGGCCGCCGCUUCAAUAUAUAUAACGGUCAUGGCAUUGGAGAGCACGGGCAAUAAGGACGCCAAUAUUUUCGCUUCCAAAAUUGCUGAUAAAUGGAUAUGUACCAACUACUUGGCGUUUAAAGAACACGGCAUCAUGUAUGAAAAAUUCCAUGGGAAAACAACUGGAUCGAUGGGCAGAAGUAUUGGCGAGUACGUCAUGCAGGAAGGCUUUGUAUAGACUAAUGAAAUAAUCCUGGAAUUUUUGCAGAAGUACGAUUCCGCCACCUCGAUUGAAAAUUGUAAAAAUAACAGCACCAAACUGCUCUGAAGUACUGACUAAUCUAACCGUUUGAAAUGUUAAUAAUAUAAAAUGAGUUCUUAAUUAAUGUAAAAACAAAUAACAUAAUGAUAAUCUAUUAUAAUAUAAAAAGUAGAAUGCAUUUGAUGACCACCUUGACACAAACUACAAUCGGAAAAAAAAACUCUAUAUUAGUAUUUUUAAUAGAAGAUGCAUAUCCAUAUUUUGUUGCAAUCUAAUUUAUAUUAUUAAUCUUUGUUAAAUCAGAUAUUGAUUCUUAGUUAAGUACUCUUGCUUACUCUUUAUCAUUAUGGUAAGAAUUCACAUUUUUGUUUUCUUAACAUUAAAUUAAAGCAAGUAUUGUAGUAUAUUGAUGGUAUUUUACUUUUUGUGUCGAAUGAUAGGUACUGUCUAAAUAUAGCCUGAUAGAAAAGUUGUUUCUUUUAAUUUAGGUUUAGAUUUUUUAGGCGAUACCGAAUGUGACUUUUGGAAUACUUCAGCUCUUUUUCUUAAGUGUAUCAUACAUGUUACUUUUUCAUACAUUUUGACAUCGUGUUUUUUGAACGCCGAGUAGUUGGUACACAUCCAUUUAUCAACAAUUUAGGAAGCCAAGAUCUUGGAGUCUUUAUUUCCGGUGUUUUGUAAUGCCAUCACUGUUAUAUGUACUGAAGUGGCGGCCAUGCGUUGGGUUGGUCCCAUUGUUCUUCGAAUUCCACCAGGGUUGUUGGUACACCAUCUUCAUUCUCCAUUAUUUCUGUCUUAUUCAAAUACUUUAGUACCCUGGACACAAAGUAAUUUGUAUUAUUUUGGUCAAAACAACCGGUCCAGAGUGGUGAUAUGUUAGUUGGGAUAAAUUAAUCCCUCAUUAUGUUGUUUAUCAAGUUAAAGUCCAGCCACGUUCCGACCUCAUCGUGCUACAGCACUACCGUAACUGCAUCUCUUCAUUGGUUUGAAAUAUUUUCAUAUUUGUGUGCCUUUAUGGAGUCAUUCAUGUCCUGGUAGAAAUGGCUUUAAAUUGUUGCUCCCCACUACAUCAAAGCAUUGAGAUCUAUCGGGAUUAUUUACCUCGUUUUUGCGUUUAUGUUUCCUGAAAUCAUUCACUGGCAUCAGUUAGAUAUUGUAUGCAACAUUUUACCAUCCCAUGACCUACGACAAUAUUAUCUGAUAUAGUGUUACUUUUGCUUACUCCCCUUACCCAUGUUAUUGUGAAUUGUGAUACAUACUUACGUCUGUUAUGUUUACAUAAAAAAAAUAAUAGGUAAAAAAAUU